CGAAAUUUAUAAAGAGGCGGACGGCCAGAAAAUCGUUUAUUGUACUUUUAGGAACCGUUAAAUUCGUAUCUUAGCCGCGAUCGGAAAAAUGCGUAAUAAAAAUUUUGUCGUUCUGAUAUGCGCUUCCUGCAUUUGUGCUUGUGCUGCGGUUCCGGAUAGUUAUUCUGGCGAUAUACAAAACUCGAACUCAUUGGAUUUCGGCAAUGAUAACGGGGGCUAUCAGUAUAACGCUCCCCCGAAAAACGACUAUCUACCUCCCGCAACUCCCGCCCCAGAAUACCUGCCCCCACCGAAUAAUGGAUAUCAAUAUAACCCGCCCCCGAGCAACAGCUAUCUGCCACCUCCGAACAACAACUACCUACCUCCGGCUCCUGAGUACGGACCACCUCCUGGAUAUCCUGUGUAUGGUCCACCUCCUCCCUUUUACAAGCCAGCUCCCCCGAUUCCCUACCAUUCCCACGACUCGUUUCUGGAAAAACUAAAGUCCAAGAUCAACUUAUACACGCUUGGAAAAAUCCUGUUAAAGCUCUUGAUAUUCAAAAAAAUUGUCAAGUUUAUUGGCCUGAUUUUCUUGCUCUUGGUUUUGCCAAAGCUGAAAAAUAUUUUUAAGGAUGAUAUGAUGUCUGGAUCUGGUGAAAGCGAUGGUAUGGAAAGUAAACUUGUUGAAACUGAUAAUGAUAAAUUAGCUCAACAAAUUGAAGAUCUUUACGAUUUUGUGGCCAAUUCUAUUGAGAAUUUUGAAGGAAGAAGCUCAUAGAUGUAUACCAAAACUAGUUAAAAAUGUAUUAUUAUUUAUUUAUUAAAAUUGUUCUUAUAAAUAAAAUUUAAUUAUAUGUUA
Molecule: messenger RNA, 838 nt
Organism: Drosophila ficusphila
Lineage: Eukaryota; Metazoa; Arthropoda; Insecta; Diptera; Drosophilidae
Product: protein TRACHEARY ELEMENT DIFFERENTIATION-RELATED 7A
Exons: 3
Coding region: 89-757 (222 amino acids)
Source: RefSeq, a predicted model, not a curated record